AUGGUGAAAUCAAAAACCGUUAGUGAAAGUAUAUAUAUAUAUACAGCUGUUUUUCUUUUUCUGCAUGAUACAGUGACAAAUGUAACAACAACACAAACAGCCUUAUGCAUAAUACCACCGAAACAUGUGUGGAAACAAAUUCAAUCGAUUCGUUCAAUACACGACCAAGCUUAUCCACGUUGGAUGCCACAUAUUAAUCUAAUAUAUCCGUUUACAGCUGAAAAAAAAUUCGAUAACAUUAAAGCUCAAUUAAAACCUGUUGUUAAUCGAAAAACACCCUUUCAAAUCGUAUUCGAUCUAUCAUCAUUUGAUUAUAUCGGACAACGAGAUGACCAAUGUACAUUUCACUUAAGACCGAAAAUCAGUACAGAUGCUGUUGAACUUCAAAAAGUAAUUAAAAAUAAACGCGCAUUUGAAGCACACCUUACACUUGGUCAAGCAACAGUGUCGAAAAUUUCCGAUAUACUUGAUGAAAUAAAAGCUCGAUGGACAACAACUGAAUUUACUGUUGAUCGUGUCUAUAUGAUUAGUAGAGAAAAUCAUCCAGAGAAUUUAUUUACAAUUAAUAAUUUACACUUGAUUUUGAUUCAAAUUCAAUGGGUUUUGAUCCAAUGA
Messenger RNA from Rotaria socialis, 615 nucleotides. Lineage: Eukaryota; Metazoa; Rotifera; Eurotatoria; Philodinida; Philodinidae. The record is from the annotation of a GenBank genome assembly.